Molecule: messenger RNA, 1431 nt
Organism: Spirometra erinaceieuropaei
Lineage: Eukaryota; Metazoa; Platyhelminthes; Cestoda; Diphyllobothriidea; Diphyllobothriidae
Source: the annotation of a GenBank genome assembly
AUGAUUUAUCGGCCCCACCGUCUCGCGUCUGCACGUCUUGUCACCACAAAGGCCCAGUUCGUGCACAUGCUUCAGAUGAGCAUCAUUCGUCAAUCUGAAAGUCCAUGGGCCUCGCCCCUCCACCUGGUCCCCAAGGCCGUCGCUGGUGGCCGGCGCCCCUGCAGUGAUUCCCGGGCUCGGAACAACGUUACUGUCUCGGACAACUACCCUGUCCCACAUCUUAAGGAUUUUGCCGAUGCUCUAUUGGACAAAUCAGUGUUCUCGAAGAUGGACCUGGUCCGUGCCUUCCUCCGAAUACCCACCGCCUCAGAGGACGUUUCGAAGACGGCCAUCACCACUCCCUUUGGCCUUUUCCUACGCAUGCCGGUUGGACUCCGUAACGCCUCCCAGACCUUUCAAAUGUCCGUAGACAAAGUGCAUCGCGGCCUACCAUUUGCCUAUGCCUAUAUCGAUGACUUUCUGGUGGCCAGCUCUAUCACCGAAGAAUACAUGGAGCAUCUUGCGAUGGUAUCUGACCGCCUUCGACAAGUUGACGUUGUUCUUAACCUGUCUACUUUCGUCUUUCGUUUGCCCUCUCUAAAAUGUCUCGGUCAUUUAGUUGACUUCAACGGCAUCCAUCCUCUUUUAUAUAGGGUUGCGGCUAUACGUGAUUUCCCACCUCCCUAUUCCAAACGUCAGCUGCAACGAUUUCUGAGCAGCCGGCUCCUCCCGCACUGUGCUGACACUACCCUGACGCUCACGAACCUCCUCUCGGGUCCCAAAGGUUCGUUCGAGCCACCUGCAGAUGCCCUCGCUGCUUUUGACAAGAUUAAGGCUGCUCUGGCCGACGCUACUCUCCUGACGUAUUUUUCUCCCGAUGCCCCCAUCUCCCUCAUGGUUGGCGCCUCCAAUGUUGCAGUACGCGCGGUUCUCCAACAGCACCUUGCAGGCCACGCUCAACCCUUAGCUUUCUUCUCCAGGAAGUCAUCAUCUGCCGAGACGCGCAAUAGCAAAUUUGGGCGGAAACUCAGUUCUGUCUUCCUCGCCGUGAAACGCUUUCGGUACUUUCUUGGGGGCAGGGAGUUCACUGUGUCCACGAAUCGCAAACCCCUCUUUUUCAUUCCCAAGUCCACUUCUGUUAAGCUCAACCCGCGGGAAAUUCGCCAACUGGACUACAUCACGCAGUUUACGUCAGACAUCCGCCACAUCGACGGGCCGCACGAUGAGGUGGCUGACGCACUGCUCAGGUCCUCCAUUGCACAUUUCCAAUUUUCUUCCGGGGUGGACCCAACAAGAUGGCUGCCGAACAACGCCGUGUUGGUUCUCCCUGUGACGGCGACGUUCCCGGACUCCAACUCCAGGACCUGCCGCUCACAACUGGCAACGGGACCUGCCGGUGCGACGUCUCCACCACUUUCCACCGUCCCUUUGUGCCGCUAUCCCUCCGCCUAA